AUGUCCACCACUCCCUGGAAUGCUCAUGUAAUUGCAAAAAACAAGGUUUUGCUUUCCAUACAAGCUUGGGACUACUCUUGUCUCUAUGACAGAGACGAAUUCAAAAAGAAGGUCAAGUCCAAUGAGCUAGAAGCUAUGGAUGGGGCUCAUCAUGACGUCUAUGACGACUACUCUGAUGAAAUGAAGGAGGAGAGAAAGUGGAAGCAUCUAGUGUUGGAAUUUCCAGAGAAAGUGCAGUUGUCUGCCAAGGAAAUCUACGGUGAUGCGGGCCGAGAUAACAAGCUAGAGCUUCAACUGAUUCCCGUCACAGUGACACAUCCCAAACAACCAAAGAUGAAGUACACUUCGAUGUAUGCAGCCUGGAAAGUAGCCCGAACCGACAUUAAGGCUCGCAAAAAGGGCAAGGUUGGAAAGAAAGAUAACAAGAGUGACGCUGCACGCCAACUGGAGGAUUUGAUGAAUGGCGUAUCUAUUUGUAAUGAUUCCAAGCCAGCUGGACAAUCAGACUCUGAGGACAAGGAGUCUGAAGACGAGGAGUCUGAAGACGAGGAGUCUGAAGAAGACGAGCGGAUGAAGAUCUGUGAUAUUGAAACGUUACCAGCCCCAGUGUGUAGCAAGCCAACUGUCAAGACUAGUCCUGCAUUCUGUCUGGAGACAGCGCCAAAACUUCCACCCAUCCCUCAAGGCAUACCAUCAGCCUUGUUCGCUGCUGUCCCAACACUUAGUCUGGCUCCCAAUUCACCUCCAAGGGACACCCAAGAGAUGACGGAGGAGCUCCGCAAGAACUCGUUCAAGCCACACCCAAGUAGCAAAGUUUCACGUGCCUACAUGGCGGAGCAGAGGAGGAAGGAAAGGAGAGCAGAGAAACAGAACCAAGCCAGAUUGAAAACCCCCACCCCUGGCAUUGAUGCAAACUUCCUCCAGGGUCUUAUCGUUGCCGCAGAUACCUCCCAUGAGAAGACAAAAGAAAUAAUGGCAAAGUCAACCACCUCACCUGAGGCGAGCAUUGGUGCAGAAUCAGAGGCGGACACAGACGCUGAAGACUCCGACGAUGAAGACUCGGUUGAUGCUUACCGCCAUGCUCGCCGAAUGGAAAAGGCACAUGAAUUGCUGAAGGAAGAAAAGGGCGGUGACAUUGCUUGGUGUGAUGCCAUGGUUGCUGAUCUUGAAAACUUUGUUUCUGAAAAUGAAGCAGGCCUUGACGAUCUCCUCGCAGAGGAUGAUCUCAAUGCGCUGCUGGGAGCAGAGGAUAGUGGAAGUGACGGUGAAAGCUGUGGCACCGGUACUGGGACCAUCAAGAGGAAGCACUCUUGGAAUGAAGCCAGUAGUAGUGAUGAAGAAACUGACACGGACAAUGAGAUGGAUGGAGAAGACUCAGUGGAGCCUCCUACCAAAAGGAAAUAA
Molecule: messenger RNA, 1404 nt
Organism: Seminavis robusta
Lineage: Eukaryota; Bacillariophyta; Bacillariophyceae; Naviculales; Naviculaceae
Source: the annotation of a GenBank genome assembly